GCCCCCGCCCACCCCUUUGCUCGCCUCGUUUUGUGUCGGCGACGGGCCGGCACGAUGCGGCUGGGCCCGAGGCCCGCGGCGUUGGGGCUGCUGCUGCUGCUGUACGUCGCGGCGGUCGGCGCCAGUAACGCCGAGGAGCUGCACUACCCGCAGGGCGAGCACCGCGCCGACUACGACCGCGAGGCGCUGCUGGGCGGCCAGGAUGAAGCCGAUGUGUAUGUUAAACUCAACCUGGAAGAGCAACACAAAAGGCUGAAGUCCAUCAUAAAGAAAAUUGACUUGGACUCAGAUGGCUUCCUCACUGAAAAUGAACUCAGUUCAUGGAUUCAGAUGUCCUUUAAACAUUAUGCUAUGCAAGAAGCAAAACAACAGUUUGUUGAAUAUGACAAGAACAGUGAUGAUGUUGUGACUUGGGAUGAAUACAACAUUCAGAUGUAUGAUCGUGUGAUCGACUUUGAUGAGGACACUGCUCUGGAUGAUGUAGAAGAGGAGUCUUUUAGGCAGCUUCAUUUAAAAGACAAGAAACGAUUUGAAAAAGCUAACCAGGAUUCAGGUCCUGGUUUGAAUCUGGAAGAAUUCAUUGCUUUCGAGCAUCCUGAAGAAGUUGAUUAUAUGACGGAAUUUGUCAUUCAAGAGGCUUUAGAAGAACAUGACAAAGAUGGUGAUGGAUUUGUUAGUUUGGAAGAAUUUCUCGGUGAUUACAGGCGAGAUCCAACUGCAACUGAAGAUCCCGAAUGGAUACUUGUUGAGAAAGACAGAUUCGUGAAUGAUUAUGAUAAAGAUAAUGAUGGUAGACUUGAUCCCCAAGAGCUGUUAUCUUGGGUGGUACCCAAUAACCAGGGCAUUGCACAAGAGGAGGCUAUGCAUCUAAUUGAUGAAAUGGAUUUGAAUGGUGACAGAAAGCUCUCGGAAGCAGAGAUUCUAGAAAACGAGGACUUGUUUCUUACCAGUGAAGCUACAGAUUAUGGCCGACAGCUCCAUGAGGAAUAUUUCUAUCAUGAUGAGCUUUAAAUUCCCAGUGUGUGCGAGCAGUAUUCUGACUCCUUUUAUAACUUAACCAGUUUUACUUUUGUGAUAAAAUAUUGAUGUUAUAUUUUACACACUAAGUCUUAUUACUACAUUUAAAAUCACUUUAAUGUAAAUUACAAUUUUGGUCUCUUAG
Molecule: messenger RNA, 1162 nt
Organism: Chrysochloris asiatica (Cape golden mole)
Lineage: Eukaryota; Metazoa; Chordata; Mammalia; Afrosoricida; Chrysochloridae
Gene: RCN2
Product: reticulocalbin 2, EF-hand calcium binding domain
Exons: 7
Coding region: 55-1011 (318 amino acids)
Cellular component (GO): endoplasmic reticulum
Molecular function (GO): calcium ion binding
Source: RefSeq, a predicted model, not a curated record